Cladophialophora bantiana CBS 173.52 is the source of this 990-nucleotide messenger RNA. RefSeq lists its product as uncharacterized. NCBI's taxonomy places the organism in Eukaryota, Fungi, Ascomycota, Eurotiomycetes, Chaetothyriales, Herpotrichiellaceae. The record is from RefSeq and is a predicted model, not a curated record. Bases 1 to 990 code for a protein of 329 amino acids. The transcript is spliced from 2 exons.
AUGGCCAUCACUCGCCUCACGCAUCGCAUUCAAGCUCGACAGCUCCGCUCGGGCUUCUGCCUCGCUGUAACGCCAAAUGCCAUAUCAUCACCGCCGCAUCGCGCUUCCAAGUCUCGCCAACAUCCAAAACCAGUGAAGGAACGAAAGGGAGCUGACAGGCGAUCUACACACUCCCAACAGGUCGAUCAGCUGAGAGGAAGUUGUGUUGACGACUUUCAGAGCCUCCUUCAUAAUACCCCGGCGCUGGACGAGGAACAAAGGAUCGCUUGUGACGCCAGCGGAACAGGCCAUCGUCUGCAUCCAAGCUGUCCAGUAUCCCAUUGUGAUACAUUAAAUCUGCUGGACGAGACGUCCCUGGUGUUAUCCUUACCAACGUGUGACCAGCCUCUUCCCGACGUGGAGAUUGGCCGCCCAGCUGUGGUACCCCGAGAAGAGGGAGUGGCAAACGACCCUAUCAGCCUGCAGGAAUUAUUCCUAUUUAGUCUCGAGGAUGCAGGACUCCCUCACGACGGAUUCUGGGACAUUACCGCCGCCUAUGACAUUAAUUACUGCGUUCACCACGAUGAAACCGAGUACCUCUUGGGCACUGCGAAUAGGUGGAUCUCUCCUGAUGACCUUGAUGUUCCGAACGCCGAGUCUUUACUGGAGGAGGAGCUACAGAAGUUCGAGCUACAGAAGGCUGAGGGCAGUCUGCCGAGCUUUGAUCCACAUUUACCAAGAAAUCAAGCAGGAUGCUCAGACACACUCUCUUCACACAUAUAUCGCGUUGUCCACAAGCAUGAGCAUGAUGGGAGAGUCUGGUACUUAGUAGAGUGGCGGGCCUGUUGGACCCCUGAAAGCAAAAUUGGUGACAUGAGUUGGAUUCCUGAAUCGCUGGCAGCCAACCAAAAGAGUCAGCACUGGCGGCGAAGCGCGAGGCUCAAAGAGAACUUUGAAAGCAGGAAGAAAACUUACCAAAGGAUGGCGUCGGUCGUGAAUCUCGAUUGUUGA